CAUGUCGUCCGCCAGGUUCGACUCGGCGGACCGCUCGGCCUGGUACCUGGGCCCCGUGUCGCGCCAGGAGGCGCAGAACCGGCUGCAGGGCCAGCGCCACGGCGUGUUCCUGGUGCGCGACUCGUCCACCUGCCCCGGCGACUACGUGCUGUCGGUGUCGGAGAACUCGCGCGUGUCGCACUACAUCAUCAACUCGCUGCCCAACCGCCGCUUCAAGAUCGGCGACCAGGAGUUCGAGCACCUGCCCGCGCUGCUCGAGUUCUACAAGAUCCACUACCUGGACACCACCACGCUCAUCGAGCCGGCGCCCAGGUAUCCAAGUCCACCAAUGGGAUCUGUAUCAGCACCCAACAUGCCUUCAGCAGAAGACAGUUUGGAAUAUGUACGGACUCUCUAUGAUUUCCUUGGCAAUGAUGCUGAAGACCUACCCUUUAAAAAGGGUGAGAUCUUGGUGAUAAUAGAGAAACCUGAAGAACAGUGGUGGAGUGCUCGAAACAAGGAUGGCCGUGUUGGGAUGAUUCCUGUCCCUUAUGUGGAAAAGCUUGUGAGAUCAUCACCACAUGGAAAGCAUGGGAAUAGGAAUUCCAACAGUUACGGGAUCCCAGAGCCUGCUCAUGCAUAUGCUCAACCUCAGACCACAACUCCUCUACCUACGGUUUCCAAUACUCCUGGGGCCGCAAUCAAUCCCUUGCCUUCCACCCAGAAUGGACCUGUCUUUGCAAAAGCAAUUCAAAAAAGAGUACCCUGUGCUUAUGAUAAGACCGCCUUGGCAUUGGAGGUUGGUGACAUUGUGAAAGUUACAAGGAUGAAUAUAAAUGGCCAAUGGGAAGGCGAAGUGAAUGGGCGGAAAGGGCUUUUCCCCUUUACACAUGUUAAAAUCUUUGACCCUCAAAACCCAGAGGAAAAUGAGUGAUUAUUAUCGCCCUGUUUCCUGCUGCUUCUUUGUUCUGCUUGUCAUAGUCUCCUUUGAAGUGGGAAAGCAUCCUCUCAAAGGCAGGCGAUACUGCAUUGCCAAUGUCCAGCUUUCUGCAGACUGGCAGUUUCAUACACAUUUGGAAUGCACACAGUGACUGCCUCUGAUGUAUCAUAGUCGUAUUGUCAAAAAACAGCCAGUUGUAGAAUUCUUUGUUUCAUAAACUGGAAAUGCUGGUGGAAGCACACAAGUGAAGAGAAGUUGACAAGGAAUGGAUCUUUUCUUGUCAUCACUACUCUAUUAGUGUUGUGAUCGAUUCUGUCAUGAUCAUCAAAGAACCCUUGAGGCCAUGGCAAGACACUGCAUUGGUGUUCCACAAAACAAAGACCCAGCCACCAUUUUGUUCUCCCUUUGAAUAACAAGUGAACCUUACACAGGGAAUUCUGUGGUCCAAAAUUCCCUGGAUCUGAUGCCCUGAUCUGAAUUUCUUUCCUCCUUUUCAUUUGGUUUUGGAAGAUGUAAUUAAUUAGACUUGAGCAUUCUAAAUAGUUUUGUUUUUACAUAGUAUGUUGGACUUCUGUGAUAUUACAAGGAGCAACCUGUGCCUCUGGACAUCUAACCUAUAGCUGCUGUAACAUGAGGAAUAUGAAAAACAAUCCUGAAGCAGAGGCCUUUAUUCUCUUAGUUGCUGGUCUUACCUUGUUUUGCCAUGUUGCAAACAACACAAAACUCAGCAGAGCUGGAAUCCAGUCUGUAUGCUUAGUCUCUUAGAUUACAUUUUCCCUCGAGCAUCAUUGGUGUGUGUAUGGGGUGAUUUGGGGAGUCUUUGCUUACCUUGUUUGUUAAUGGCAGGGAGUAUUUGGCCAGUUUCCUAUUUAUCAUGUUAGUAAAUGCACCCUUUUAAAGUAAUAGAAUUUCUUUUAAAAGUCAGUUAAAAACAUUUUUUAAUUCAUUAAUAAAUGUUCCGCUUCAUUAAAACCCA
This is a messenger RNA of Suncus etruscus (white-toothed pygmy shrew), 1895 nucleotides long. RefSeq names its product CRK like proto-oncogene, adaptor protein (gene CRKL). The record is from RefSeq and is a predicted model, not a curated record. The transcript is spliced from 3 exons. Gene Ontology annotation, biological process: positive regulation of ERK1 and ERK2 cascade. Gene Ontology annotation, molecular function: protein binding. NCBI's taxonomy places the organism in Eukaryota, Metazoa, Chordata, Mammalia, Eulipotyphla, Soricidae. Bases 2 to 913 code for a protein of 303 amino acids.